AUGGCUUCAGGCGGUGAUGGGACAAUGCUGGCAGCGGUCGUGGAACAGUUCGGCCAGCCGUACGCGCUGAAACGUAUCCCGCGGCCGGGCGAGCCUCAGGGCCAAGACCUGCUCAUCAAGGUGCUGGCAGCGUCGUACUGCCACACGGACGCCGUCUUCGCCGCGGGCGGCAUGUUCCAGGAGCUGCCCCGCGUCGGCUGCCACGAGUUCGCGGGUGAGAUAGUCGCCGCCGGCCCGGACGUGGCAGCGGGCGACGGGCUUGCGGUGGGCACCCGCGUGGGCGUCCCGGGCCGGGCCUACCACCCUUGCGGCUCCUGCUACGAGUGCACCCACCCCGGACAGGACAGGCCUGGCUACUCGCCGUACUGCCCCAAGGCCCUUAACAACGGCCUCACCCGCGACGGGGGGUUUCAGGAGUACUGUAUCGUCGACAGCCGGCAGGUGGCUCCCCUCCCCGACGGCCUGGCUGCCGUCCAGGCCGCGCCUCUGAUGUGCGCUGGGGUGACUAUAUGGUCUGCUCUGCAGCACGAGAAGGUCCGCGGCGCUCGCAAGGUGGCGAUCCUGGGCGCGGGCGGGGGUCUCGGCCACCUCGGCGUGCAGUUCGCCGCGCAUCUUGGCAAGGAGGUUCUCGCGGUGGACGCCGACGACGCCGCACUCGGACUGCUCGAACGUGUCAAGUUCAGUCUGGGUCCUGCGGGGGCAUCUGUCCACAUCGUCGACGGGCGCAAGCAAUCUGUAAAGGACAUGCAGGCGCUGAUACAGGGUGAAGUGGCACCCGGGACGCCCGACUCAGAGCUUGGUCUGGAUGCGGCGGUCUUGCUGCCCGAGUCGCAGGCGGCUUUUGAUCAGGGCAUGGCGCUGUUGAGAAACCACGGUGUCAUGGUGGUUGUGAGCUUCCCCCAGAAGAAGCUUGAAGUCAGUGCGUCCGACCUUGUCUUCCGCGAUAUCAGCCUUGUCGGGAGUCUCGUUGGGAGAAAUCACCAGAUCCGGGAGAUGCUGCAAUUCGCCCAGAAACAUGAGGUGCAAGCGACGGUACAGGCAUACAAGUUCGGGGACAUAAAUCAACUCGUACAGGACUCUCAUAAGGGAGGAGCAGGGAAGUUGGUUGUGGACAUGACCAUGUAG
Molecule: messenger RNA, 1125 nt
Organism: Diaporthe citri
Lineage: Eukaryota; Fungi; Ascomycota; Sordariomycetes; Diaporthales; Diaporthaceae
Exons: 1
Coding region: 1-1125 (374 amino acids)
Molecular function (GO): oxidoreductase activity
Source: RefSeq, a predicted model, not a curated record